AUGAUAAUCAUUCAUCAACCUGUUUUAUUCGUUGGUCAUACUGGAUCAAGUAAAACAGCAACUAUUCUAUCUUAUAUACGUAAUUUUGAUUCACAAUAUACAAAUUUAAUUUUAAAUUUUUCUUUUCGUACAAAAUCAAUGGAUAAUGUUAUUGUUCUUAGAAGUCAAGUGAAUAUUAUUGUACAAUUAACAAAAUUGCUUGAUUCAUUAUUUUUACCAUUAAUUAAUCAUGAAAAAAAAGAUCAAUUAGAAUUAAAUUCUGAUAAAAUUCAUGCUAUAUUUCUUCAAGCAUUUAUGUGGUCAUUUGGUGCUUGUCUUAAACAAGAAGAUCGUAUCAUAUUAGAUACAUUUAUUAAAUAUUUAUCAGGUCUUUCAACUGUAUCAAUAGAUUCAAAAGCUAAAUCAGGACAAUUACCUAAUGAAAAAUUUCUAUUAUUUGAUUAUAUAUUUCAACCAGAAUUAGAUCAAUGGAUUAAAUGGAAUGAUCUUAUUCCAAAAUAUGAACAUGAUCGAUCAAAACGAUUUACUGAAUUACUUGUUCCAACUAUUGAUACAAUUCGUUUAGGUAUGAUAAAAACAAAAAACAUAUCUGUUCAUUUAAAAUAUACGAUCAGUAUCUCUCCUCUUCUCGAAAAUGAUAAUAUUGAUUUAGAAUGGUUAAUUAAAUCUAUGAUAACCAUUCAUCAACCUGUCUUAUUCGUUGGUGAUACUGGAUCGAGUAAAACAGCAACUAUUCUAUCUUAUAUACGUAAUUUUGAUUCACAAUAUACAAAUUUAAUUUUAAAUUUUUCUUCUCGUACAAAAUCAAUUGAUGUACAACGUUCAAUUGAAUCUCAAUUAGAAAAACGUUCAAAAGAUACUUAUGGACCAACAGCUGGUACUAAAUUAAUCAUAUUUCUCGAUGAUAUUUCUAUGCCAAAAAUUGAUCAAUAUGGAACACAACAAUCAAUUGCUUUACUUAAAUUGCUUAUUGAAAAACAUGGAAUGUAUGAACGAACUGGAGAACUUAAUUGGAAAUUUAUUACAGAUAUUGAUUGGAUUGCUGCCAUGAGCACUCCUGGUAACGAAUUACUAUGA
Molecule: messenger RNA, 1077 nt
Organism: Rotaria sp. Silwood2
Lineage: Eukaryota; Metazoa; Rotifera; Eurotatoria; Philodinida; Philodinidae
Source: the annotation of a GenBank genome assembly